UCACAUGGAUUAUCAGCGCGAGCGCUGUAACCUCACGCACGCCCGUGAAGCCGCACAUCUUUAGGACGUGUGUUGAGAUCCGCUUGUUUUUUGUUGAGAUUAGGGUGAGAAACCGUCCCGAGGGUUGAUUGUGCAUCCGGAUGCUUUGCGGAUGAGUGCCGGGAGAGCAUCGGUGCAACCCACAAGCGGCAUUUCAGCAAUGAGGAGAAGUCCUUAGAGUGGGAAUAGGAACUGCAGGAAAAGUGACAGGAAUACAGGGAUACACACACUCACACACAGCUCAGAGAAGGAGCCAUGGGCAAAUAAACGCAACAUUAUACAGGUCCAGCUGUCGCAGGUGAUUGCGGAGUGAGUGAAGAUGCCACUGGUGAAGAGGAGCAUCGAGCCGAGGCAUUUGUGCCACACGGCGUUGCCCUGUAGUAUUAAAAACGAGCUUGAGUGUGUCACGAACAUCUCUCUCGCCAACGUUAUACGUCAACUCAGCAGCCUCAGUAAAUAUGCAGAGGACUUGUUUGGGGAGCUCUUUAAUGAAGCACAUGCCUUCUCCUUUCGAGUCAACUCCUUGCAAGAGCGAGUGGACCGUCUGUCUGUCAGUGUGACCCAGCUCGACCCUAAAGAGGAGGAGUUAUCCCUGCAGGACAUCACUAUGAGGAAAGCAUUUCGCAGCUCCACCAUUCAGGACCAGCAGCUAUUUGAUCGUGAGUCUCUGCCUAUCCCCAUGCAGGAGACCUUCGACCUCUGUGAACAGCCUCCACCUCUUAACAUUCUCUCAUCCUACAGGGAUGAUGGGAAGCAGGCUCUGAAGUUCUACACUAACCCGUCCUACUUCUUCGACCUGUGGAGGGAGAAGAUGCUGCAGGACACCGAGGACAAGAGGAAGGAAAAAAGGAAGCAAAAGUCUGAACAGCUUGAGGUGCCUUAUCUAACUUUUCUGCAGGGUUUUAUGGGUAGCCCCCAUGAGCCCCUUCCUUUCAUGCCCGAGUUACAGGAUCCUCACUUGUAUGAUCAGGUCUAUAAAUAUUUAGACCUUCCAGGGCAGCUGAAGAACAUCGAUCGUCCUGCAGAACCAGAGAAGAUACCACGAGCGCCUCAUGAUCGCAAAAAGGAGUGGCAGAAACUGGCUUUAGGGGCAGAGCUGGCAGAAGACGACAUCGAGGACAAACACAAAGAGGCUAGCAAUGGCUUGGCGCCCUACCAUGACCCCAGGCAGAUGUACAUGGAUCAUUUGGACGGUUCGUUCUCUCUGGCAGCGUUGCCGUACUCUCAGAUGAGCGAGCUGCUCAACCGCCCGGGAGAGCGCAUGUACGGGAGACCUCACGAGCCUCCGCCCCCUCCACCCUCACACCCUGCAGACAUCAAGCCUCCCUCGGUCAUCAGCUCCAGUUCGGGUUACUCCGACAGUCGUCCUCAGUCUCCGGCUCGCACUCCUGUCUUCAUGAAUCCCAGUGCUCCGCCCCCUCCUCCUCCCCCACUUCCCCCGCCUCCCCCACCUCUCCCAGCCACCGCAUCAGGUUCAAGCAUGCGCAGCACGCCGCCACCCCCGAUCCCACCGCUACCUUCCCAGCAGCCCCUGGCUAUCCCUCCUGCUCCUGCACCCCUUCAGAUUGCCCCUGGUGUGUUGCACCCUGCCCCUCCUCCUGUGGCUCCACCUCUUCAUUCUUCUCCGGCAAGAAUCCAGCAGGACAAAGUCUUGCUCCCUGGCAUGGGAGACGGCGCGGUGUUACCUCCUCCUCCUCCGCCUCCUCCUCUGCCGCACCCAGGGGCACGAGGCUCCCCCCCUUGUCAGCCUCCAGGUCCGCCCCCUGUGCCUUCAUUCCCGGUUUCUCCGCCCACUCACUCGGGUCACGAUGUCAAGAGAUAUCCAUCGAACCUGCCGCCGAUCAGCGACGCCCGCAGUGUCCUAUUAGAAGCCAUUCGUAAAGGUAUCCAGCUGAGAAAGGUGGAGGAGCAAAGGGAACAGGAGGCUAAGCAUGAGCGCGUGGGCAACGACGUAGCCACUAUCUUGUCCCGGCGCAUCGCUGUGGAAUACAGCGACUCAGAAGAUGACUCCGAGUUCGACGAGGUCGACUGGAUGGAGUGAAGAUAAAAGAAGAAGCUGAAAAAAUCAAGGAUGGAAAUGAUUAAGAAAUGACCAUUUUAAGAAGAAAAAAGAAAAAUAAUAAGUGUCUUGUUUUUUUUUUUCUCUGUCCCUCUUCCACGGUUCUCCAUGUGGUAUGUUUCAGGAAACUUUGUGUCUCUUGUCUCUCUUAUUUUUUUUACUUUUUAAUCUUGAUGUUCAUCAACGUAUGUUGAUGUUCUCGAAGUUUAACAGUUCUCUUUUACAAUUAACGGAAAUACCUUUCAGCUCGUUGCAAGGACGGACCAUGAAGAGCUGGACGCUUAGUGUUGCGUGAAAGGAGCGAUGCAUCGUUAGCGUCGUAUUCAUUUCUGAAGCAAUGCUGCCACCUUCUGGUUUAUGAUUAUUAUUAUUAUUUUUUUUAACUUCAUUUAAUUUUCCAUGUAUAAACAAGACAUUUCACAUCCUAAAUAGGCCAGUAAACGCCUUCGUGCAAUGAGGGCAUGGUCCAUUUAAAAGAAAAGGAGAAAAAAAACCAUACACGGCUAUGUUCUCAUUACAAAACUUUUACAUAUCUUUGAGCAAUAUGUACUGUCAUUGUAUCAUUUUAAUAAGAACAUGUGGUUAAGAUGCUCGUUUUCUGUAAAGAUUCUUAAAAAAAACAAGAAGAAAAAAAAAAACAAGAUGGUGUUUAAAUUGUGCCGACCGGUUAAGGCAAGGUGUUCUGUUCUUAUCAGGGUUCUAGCAUUCAGAGGGCUCUACACACGGUGUGUUUAAAUAACUAAGGAAUCAGACCACUACAGUAUCAACAGUACCGCGUUUCUUGCGACAGAAACCACCUGGCCAUACAUUUCUCCUUCCUUCCUGCCUUAUGGUUUGUAUAGACGUGUUGUUAAGUUGAUGAAUGUACUGUGCCGUUACUACUUUUUUGCCUGCAUUUCUAAACAUUAGCUGUUUCUAUGUUCCAUACAGGAAAAAAAAAGAAAAAAAAAGAAGAAGAAACAAACAAACACCAACAGCAACAAAAAAAGAAAAAAAUGAACAAAAUUUUAAGGUGUAAACCUUGUAACUUAUGUAACUGUUUAAUGUAACAGUUCGCUUGAAUUAAUAAAAGCUAAUGUUAUGGUAAAGGUU
Clarias gariepinus (North African catfish) is the source of this 3190-nucleotide messenger RNA. It is a transcript of the gene wasf1, whose product is annotated as WASP family member 1. Gene Ontology annotation, molecular function: actin binding; protein kinase A regulatory subunit binding; Arp2/3 complex binding. Bases 359 to 2080 code for a protein of 573 amino acids. The record is from RefSeq and is a predicted model, not a curated record. Gene Ontology annotation, biological process: actin cytoskeleton organization; positive regulation of Arp2/3 complex-mediated actin nucleation. Gene Ontology annotation, cellular component: cytoskeleton. NCBI's taxonomy places the organism in Eukaryota, Metazoa, Chordata, Actinopteri, Siluriformes, Clariidae. The transcript has 11 exons.